Molecule: messenger RNA, 2413 nt
Organism: Amaranthus tricolor (Joseph's coat)
Lineage: Eukaryota; Viridiplantae; Streptophyta; Magnoliopsida; Caryophyllales; Amaranthaceae
Product: BRASSINOSTEROID INSENSITIVE 1-associated receptor kinase 1-like
Exons: 12
Coding region: 33-2027 (664 amino acids)
Biological process (GO): protein phosphorylation
Molecular function (GO): ATP binding; protein kinase activity
Source: RefSeq, a predicted model, not a curated record
GUAAGAGUUGAAACACGAAGGGGCCAAAGCCAAUGAAAACAUAUAUACUUCCUAGUUCCUACAAAAUAAUAACGGUCAACGACCGCGUCCACUGUUUGUAUAAUGACCAAAAUAGUAUCCCAAAUCCCUACCGUUUCCUGCUUCUGAUUUUUAUUUGUUAUGUUCCCACACUAAUUCUUCUAUUUUACAUAACUUUUUGGUUCCAAGUCAAAGUAAAGGCUUUCAUGGGUUUUUAUCUGUGUUUCAUUUUAGUGUCCUAUUUUUUCCUCAACACUUCUGCAAAUGAAGUCCAAGCUUUAUAUGCUUUCAAAAUCAAUUUGGCUGACCCUGAUGGGAUGUUGGACAACUGGGAUACUGCCCUUGUCAGUCCUUGCUCAUGGCACUAUGUUAUUUGUAAAGAUGAAAGUGUCGUCGAACUUGGCCUUGGAAAUUUGAAGCUAUCUGGUUCACUUGCUCCUGAACUUGGCCAGCUCCCAAAUCUCCGAGGAUUGGCACUCUACAACAACAGUAUAACUGGUAUAAUACCUCCUGAACUCGGGAAUUUGGUUAACUUAGAACGUUUGGAUCUCAGUUUUAACAAUCUUACCGGUCCUAUUCCUUAUAUGUUGGGCAAUCUCCUUAAACUUCGAAACUUAAAGUUGAAUUACAAUAAACUGUCCGGAAAUAUACCUAUGUCAUUGACUGUCAUACCAAGUUUGACUAACCUUGAUUUGUCUUUCAACCAGCUAAACGGAGAUGUUCCUGUCAACGGAUCUUUCGCAAAGCUCUCAAAUUCAAGUUUUGCUGGCAAUCCAAAUUUGAGGAUGCCUCUUACGAGUCCAUCUCGGAUCCCAUCAGGAAAAAGUAAUCCAAUUGGAGCUAUCGUUGGAGGGAUUGCUGCCGGUGUCAUUCUUCUCUUCGCCAUUCUGGUAGGUACCCUUGUUUGGAGGCAGAGGCAAAAUAGAAAACGCAAAGAAAAUUUCAUCGAUAUUCCUGAUGAAGAACACCCGGAACUUUGUCAGGGACAACUGAAAAGAUACACUUUCAAAGAAUUACAAAUUGCAACUGAUAAUUUUAGCAACAAAAACUUCAUUGGUCGAGGUGGAUUUGCUAACGUUUAUAAGGGACGUUUGGCUGACGGUACCAUUGUAGCAAUCAAAAGACUUAAAGAAGAAGCUGCACAAGGUGGAGAAAUCCAGUUUCAAACCGAGGUUGAAAUGAUUAGCCUUGCUAUACACCGCAAUUUGAUUCGCUUGUACGGUUUUUGCACCACGCCUGUGGAGAGAUUGCUCGUCUAUCCUUUGAUGCCUAAUGGAAGUGUAACAUCAUGUUUGAGAGAACGCCUAACAUCACAACCACCGCUUAGUUGGGAAGUGAGGAAGAGGAUUGCAUUGGGAGUUGCUAGAGGACUUGCUUAUUUGCACGAACAUUGUGACCCGAAAAUCAUCCAUCGUGAUGUGAAGACCGAUAACAUAUUCUUAGAUGAGGAGUACGAAGCAGUUGUUGGAGACUUCGGUUUAGCAAAAAUUAUGGACUACAAACAUACUCAUGUUAUAACAAAAGUAUGUGGCACAGUUGGCCAUAUUGCACCUGAGUAUUUCUCGACUGGAAAAUCUUCGGAGAAAACUGAUGUUUUCGGGUAUGGAGCGAUGCUUCUAGAGCUAAUCACAGGUCAAAAGGCGUCUCAUCUUCUUCCACCCGAUAAUGAACAGGAUGUAACAUGGUUGGAAUGGGUGAAAGGAGUUUUGGACGAAAAGAAAUUGGAGGAAUUAGUUGAUCCCGAAAUGCAAGACAAUUACAUUGAGGAAGAAGUUGAACAAUUGAUUCAAAUUGCACUACUUUGUAGGCAAACUUGUCCGAUGGCACGUCCAAAGAUGUCCGAAGUUGUAAGGAUGCUUGAAGGCGAUGGUUUUGCUGAGCGAUGGGCGAAAUGGCAAGAGGAGGAGAUGUUAGCUCAAAAAAUAAAACGCAUUCAUCACUCUAACGUGAUCCAGGUUCUCGAUUCGACUUCUAAUCUAUCCCCUAUUGUAUUGUCUAGUGCCAGAUGAUACUACUUUUUAUUGGUUCAUAUCUUUGAAUGUAUCUAAAUGCCCUUUUUGUUUUGGUAUUGUUUAUAUACACGGUGCACAUAAUAGUAUUUUUUAAAACUCAUUUGGAGUAAAAACUCCUUUUGUCCCUUUUGUUCUUGGCACUAGACCUUAGCGUUAAAUUCAUUAUUUAUGGGAGCUAACAUCGCUAAAUGCUGAUAGUGAUUUCAUAUUCUAUCUUUUUAUUUUAUCUACAACUCACUUUAUCUAUUUAUUAGAUAUUCCUCUUUGCAUGUUUUAUCUUUUUUUCCGUCUUUCAUUAUAUAAUGAAUUUAAUAAUAAAAAUAUUGUAAUAUUAAUAAAAGUAUAAUGUAUGAUUACUUGUAUGAAAGGGGAACACGUUUAUG